AUGGCGCUAUUCAAAAGGCAUAGCGUGGAAUCGAAAUCUGAAGAGGGGGAGAAACGUGUGGAGGAGCUGGAGAACGCGGUGGAGAAAGUAAUGCACGAAAUGGCGUAUUAUAAGAAGAAGUUGGAAAAGCUGGAAGCGACCAAUAAUGCACAUCUCCAGAACAUCAGCAAGCUCCAGUCUUCCCUGCAGCAAAAUAACAAGCACAUAGAGACCGUGGAGCAUGAACAAAAGACCUGGAAGAGAGAACGAGAGAGGCUGGAGAACCGCAUUGCUCAGCUGGAGGACAGUUUGUGUUUUCAGAUGAUUAAAUGGGAGCAGGAAAGAGAGAAGGUCAUACAGGAUAUGACGGAGAAAAUAUAUGCGCACCAGAGGGAACCAAACGGUUUUAAGUCUUCUUUAAACUACUUUAAGGAUCUUGAGGUGAUUGUCGAGGAGGCGAGAGAUAAAACGAUCCAAAGUGAAAAACGCCUUCAGAAGACCGAGAAGAAAGUGGCUGAGUUGACUUCAAUACUAAAACAGCAGGAGCUGGAGACACAGAACAUGAAACAUAAAUUGGAGGAAAGAAACUUCUCACGGCUCCAAAUCAUCAGACAGCUGAAGGAUAACCUGAAACACAUCGAGGAGGAGAUGAUGGUUGCUGAGAACAGAAGAAAUGAAGUGAUGAGAGACAGAGACAAACUGGACAAACGUCUUUUAAAUCUGGAGGCCACUUUGGCUGAGAAAACACUGAAUUAG
Messenger RNA from Silurus meridionalis, 735 nucleotides. RefSeq names its product peroxisomal and mitochondrial division factor 1-like. The record is from RefSeq and is a predicted model, not a curated record. Bases 1 to 735 code for a protein of 244 amino acids. Lineage: Eukaryota; Metazoa; Chordata; Actinopteri; Siluriformes; Siluridae. The transcript has a single exon.